UGCAAAUGAAGCCCCAUCAGAGAGCGAUAAAAGCUCUUUUUCACAAGGGGUCUUCACGCCAACUCUUGCCCUUCUCCUUCUGCUCCGUCUAGAUCUGUCCGAUUUCGUCAAUUUUCUCUGAAGAUCGUCUGCCCCUUUCGCAUGCAGAGGCAAUUUCUCUGAGAAGAAAGCGUCCGGAUAGUCGAAGGAGGUCGGGAUUUGUAUGGUUUAUUGGUUGUAGCAUGUGGGCAUAAUGGGGUCCAGAAAAGAAGUCGCUUCUCCUUCUUCUGCAUCUUCUUCUUCUGGGUCUCAAGACAUGGCGAUAUCAGGACUCUGUGAAAAGCAGCAGCAGGAGAUGGAAAAUUUGACCCUAACAACAGAACCAUUCAAAGUAUUAAAGCUUUUCAUUUUGGCCGUUGUCCAACAUGUUAAGCAAUCAGUAGCAUACCUUUUGGCAAAAGGUGGUUGGGUUAUGCUUUUAAGUGUUGUGGCUAUGGCUCUUGGGUUUGUGCUGAUGGCCAUUGAUGGGCCUCAUGAAAAGCAUGUUCAGGAGCUUCAUCAAUAUUUCCUGUUUGGAUUGUGGUGGAUAGCUCUUGGCAUUGCGUCUUCUAUUGGUCUUGGGUCUGGUUUGCACACUUUUGUCCUUUAUCUGGGGCCUCAUAUUGCGCUAUUUACAAUAAAAGCCAUGCAAUGCGGUCGAGUUGACAUAAAAAGUGCUCCAUAUGAUACAAUACGAUUAAAAAGUGGCCCCUCGUGGCUUGAUAAGGAUUGUUCUGAAUUUGGACCUCCAGUGUUUUCAUCAUUACAUGCCUUGCGGGUUCCACUUAGUAGCAUAUUACCCCAGGUUCAGGUAGAGGCUGUUCUGUGGGGUAUUGGGACGGCACUUGGGGAGCUUCCUCCAUAUUUUAUCUCAAAAGCUGCAAGUUUGUCAGGUAGCAAAUCAGAUGCCAUAGAAGAAUUGGAUGCUUCCUUGCCUGAAGAUGAUGGAGUCGUAUCUACACAUCUUAAACAGAUUAAACGCUGGUUUCUAUCACAUUCACAACACUUGAACUUCUUUACCAUUCUGGUGCUUGCUUCGGUGCCGAAUCCUCUAUUUGACCUUGCUGGCAUAAUGUGUGGACAAUUUGGGAUUCCAUUUUGGAAGUUUUUUCUUGCAACAUUCAUUGGAAAGGCAAUUAUUAAAACUCACAUACAGACAGUUUUCAUUAUUUCAGUUUGCAAUAAUCAACUCCUUGAUUGGAUAGAGAAUGAGUUGAUUUGGGUGCUUAGUCUUAUACCUGGUUUUGCUUCUGUCCUGCCUAACCUCAUUUCCAAACUGAACGCAAUGAGAGAUAAAUACCUGGCACCCUCACCUCCUGUGCCCUCAAAUAUGAAGGUGAAGAAAUGGGAUCUGUCAUUUGCUUCAAUCUGGAAUACGGUUGUCUGGCUCAUGCUCAUCAACUUCUUUUUCAAGAUUGUGACGGCAACUGCACAGAAUUUUCUUAAGAAACAGCAGGAAAAGGAGUUACUCGCAUUGAAAGAUGAGUUGUCAGAAUCAACAGUCUCAAAUGACCAAUCUGAUCAAGUAGUUCAGUGAACUUUGAAAA
Messenger RNA from Vitis riparia (riverbank grape), 1565 nucleotides. RefSeq names its product vacuole membrane protein KMS1. Lineage: Eukaryota; Viridiplantae; Streptophyta; Magnoliopsida; Vitales; Vitaceae. The transcript is spliced from 8 exons. The record is from RefSeq and is a predicted model, not a curated record. Bases 233 to 1555 code for a protein of 440 amino acids.